GCAGACGGUUGGUUGGUUCACUAGGCGAGAGCGAGCGAGCGGCGCGGCGCGCGCGCUUAGUCCUGGCAGUCUCCGGUGGAGGAAAAAAGGGGCGCUGGUAGCGUGCCUUUGCCCUCGGCGAUUAUCGUCGCGGAAAAACGCGGCUUGCGCGUCGUCGCGCGAGCGAGCUACGACGGCGACGACGGCGACGAUGGGCGCGUCUCCGCUGCUGACUGUCCGCGGCCACGCCGUUUGAAAAGUGCGCGAGCGACGAGAUCGAUCGGGCGGCGGCGACGGUGACGGCGACGGCAGCGGCGGCGGCGGCAGCGGCGGUGGCGGCUGCGGCUGCGGCGAGGAUCGCGGAGACAGGUCACCAGCAGGCCGAGCAUCUGCGAUUCGGUCGAGGCACAUGAGUGGGCCCGGCUGGCGCGGCGGCGGGGCUGACCCCCCGCUGCUCCAGCCGUCCUUGUCGGCGCUGCAGCCACGGCGACGACUCGUCGACACUGACCAGCCGCGGCACCGCCGCACUCGCUUCUGCACUCGGCCCUGCUCUUCUGAUUAUACGAUAACGAUGUACCUCAAUCAAUAUUGGAAGGACGAGAGGCUGGCUUUCUCGCACGAAAAGGAAAUUUUAACGCUCAGCGGCGACUUUGCUGAGAAAAUCUGGGUGCCGGACACCUUUUUCGCUAACGAUAAACACAGCUUCCUGCACGACGUGACGGAGCGCAACAAGCUCGUGCGAUUAGCCGGCGAUGGCUCGGUGACGUACGGCAUGAGGUUCACCACGACCCUGGCCUGCAUGAUGGACCUCCACUAUUACCCCCUCGACUCGCAGAAUUGCACCGUUGAGAUUGAAAGCUACGGCUACACCGUGAUGGACGUGGUGAUGGCGUGGAAGAGUACGCCGGUGCGCGGGGUGGACGAGGCGGAAUUGCCCCAGUUCACGAUAAUCGGCUACGAGACGAACGACCGUAAGGAGGCCCUUGCGACCGGCGUCUACCAGAGGCUCUCGCUCAGCUUCAAGCUACAACGGAACAUCGGCUACUUCGUCUUCCAGACCUAUCUGCCAAGCAUCCUCAUCGUCAUGCUCAGCUGGGUCAGCUUCUGGAUCAAUCACGAGGCGACCAGCGCCCGCGUCGCUCUCGGUAUAACGACGGUGCUGACGAUGACCACGAUAUCAACGGGAGUGAGGAGCUCUUUGCCGCGCAUUAGCUACGUGAAAGCCAUCGAUAUCUACUUGGUGAUGUGCUUUGUCUUUGUGUUCGCCGCGCUGCUCGAGUACGCGGCCGUUAAUUACACCUACUGGGGUGCCAGGGCCAAAAAGAAGAGCAAGAAGAAGGAGACCGAGGAGAAAAAAACCAUCUGCUCUUCAAAGACCGGAAGCAAGGCGAGCUCCCCAUUUCCCGGCUCGACCGACGCGGAUAUAAUCGAGCUGCAGGACUUGAGGUUGUCGCCGCUGCCGAGCAUAAGGAAUCGAUCGGGCCUUGCGAGCAGCAGCAGCGCUGCCGGUACUCCGGCACGCGACCACGAGCAAAAGUUCCCGCCGAGUUUUCGCAUUACUCGGGCUCCUGGAUACAAUGCCGGCCUCAGGUAUCGUGGCGCGAGACAACCGAAACCCAAGGUCCUGCACGCGAUACGCCGGGGGGCAUCGGUCUUGAAGGCGUCAAUGCCAAAGAUCAAGGACGUCAACAUCAUCGACAAAUAUUCGCGUAUUAUUUUUCCCGUGAGCUUCAUAGUGUUCAACGCCGGCUAUUGGAUCUUUUACGUGCUGUGAGAGACUACUACAGGUGAUAAAGUGUGAAGCAUACUCACGGACAACGAAGUUUCGAAAUAAUAAUGAAGCGCCUUGGAUGUUGAACGAGGAAAGAGGAUGGUACAGUGAAAACAAACGCUGAUUUCAACAGCUAAUUUAGCGUAUAUCGACCCACGCCUGGACCAUGCUCCGCGGUAUCUACCAGAAAAGAUGAUCAAUCUUAUCAGGGAUUGUCUCACCUGAUGAUUUCUCUCAAAUUUACAACGCCAUGCCCAUGAAUAUUCCUUCAUUUUCAAUUUUCCUUUGUUUAGUCAUGCUUUAGUUUUUUCUUCGUUUGCUCAUGUUUUUAUUUAAACAUUUGAACUUUCAACUGCUUCUUGUUAGUCGCAAAAUAAUGACAAUUAUGAGAUGAUUUUUGACAAGGCAAAAAAUGUACCUAGACAUUUUUGGGGGGCCAGUUUUGCGUGUUGUAAGAGUCGUCCACGUUUGUACAAAACUAGCGGAAGGCCCUUAAAUUCCUGAAAUUACAGUAAUCAAAUUUUAACAGAGAACUAUUAUCGAGUUAUAUAAACAGUACACAGUAUUACAUAAUGUGUAUAUCGAAAGUACUUGAAUAAUUUAAUAGUGAAAGGGAUCGUAACAAUGUACUUUUUGACAAGAGAAUAUUAAGAAAAUUCAAAUUAUUUUUCAACAAAUUUUGAUCGCAUGUUCAUCUUUUCAUAUUCUUAUGUAAAAAAUUGUAUAGAAAAAAUUAAAAGGGAACAAACCGAGAAUUAUUGAAAUACUCAUACGACAAACGGUGUAAGAAGUAUUAGUUAAUUCGCACACAAUUUUUGUAAAUUUUCCUUUAAAUAUCUUGAAAAUUCUAUUGUCAGAAAGUAACUUUUCCCUGGUUCUAAUAAAAAGCUGCCAUUAGAAACAAUGAUAGCGUUGUUUGCGAAUAUCGAUGUCUUAUCUGAAAAAAGUAUUUAUAAGACAAAGAAUAUUGAAUUGAAAAUGUAGAAGAUUAUAGUAAACACAUUAAUGACAAGACAACGACUCAUUCCAGAAUUAUCUUGCUAGAGCGUAAAUACAUUUUCAACGUUACACUUGAUGAAUGUCAAAAGUAUAUGUAAUUAAGAAUUUAUUUAUGAAAACGCAGUAGCUCACCUAUAAGCGAUAGUAUUUAUUUAAUCUUGAUACAAGUAGUAAUUCAUCUACAAUUUUUUCGUUAGAUAUGACAACACUGAUUUCAAUUAAUUUUUAUAAUUCUAGAUAUAUGUUGACUACUUUAAUGAUCAGACUGUGAGACAAAUUUUACACGAUAUAAAUAAUAAAGAGGAGUAAAAGUUAAUGCGUACAAAAAAUAAAAAUCGAGACGCCUGGCUUAAAAAUCUGGAACGAAACGUUACAUAGCAUUUCGUAGUAGUCUUACGAUCAGUUAGUAUGUGAAAAUUCAUUGUACAUUGUGCAGUGUACGUAUAUAAAAGUUUGGAUAAAAUAACAUGAAGUAGCGAACGACAAUAUGUUCCUAAUUAAGCCUGAAAGCCAGUCAUGAAUUAAUAGCAUGAUCGGAAGCGGACACAGUAGGUACAAGUCAUUUACAUGCGCAAGUAGUUAUAUGCACAAAAAAGCAGAUAUGAUUUGCGCAUAUGAUAAACAAGCUUUCUAUCCUUUUUAUGCAGAGAACAAAGUUUAGUUUAGCACUCACGCAGAAUAAUUUUAUCGAGUGUUUAUCUUUGUUUCAAGUAUUUAUUUGUAAUCCACAUUUUCAACAUAGUGUCCUCGUAUAACUGUAAAAUUCGAUAGGUAUGUGGAUAUGUAACAGAAGUCCAAAUAAUUUUUUGUACGGCCUUCAUAUAAAUUAGUAUAUUGAUUUAAUUGUAUAUUAAAUAUACUAUGUAAUAUAUCAGCUAUUUGCUCAACGCAGAAUCCAAAAAAUUUGAUUUCAUUUCUUAUAUAUCAGAUAUCAUUAAUCAAGUGCUAUUCUAAUUGAAACUAUGUUCCUUCAAAUCUGGAAGAAAAAUAUUUCUCUAUUAAAAAAAUAUAUUUCGAAUUAAAACGAGUUAUAACGCAUGUAAGUGAAGAAAAUAGAUAAAUUUCAUGGCUAAAAUUGGCGUUCAUCUUAAGGAAUAACAUGUUCAUUCCGAUAACCUCCUUAGAUUAUGCAUUAUUCAGAUGCCAUUUUUGGAAGAGCUGGUAUUCGCUCUAUUUAUAAAUUUCUAGUUUAUUCUCGUCUUAUAAUGAUUCGAUACCACCAUAACUUUAUUUUUAUCCUACGACUUGUGUAAGAAAAGUUACAUUUUUUCUGAUUACUUAAAUCACACAACUUAUAGCAAUGUUGAAAAGAAAAUUAAAUAAAAGCUUAUGUCACUCGAAAAAAACAUUUAUUUUUAACACGAAGCGAUUAUUUUUCAACUGACGGUAUGUACUGUAAAUGUGUUAUAUUAUUAUAUAAAUAGGCAAACUGUACUACAAUAUGUUAUCAAUUUUAAACGAGAUAUAAGUGCAAGGCAAAAAGCAAAAUAUAAUAUGGUGUACGCUUUUAAAUAUUUCUCGGUGAAUAAAAAAUUGAAAUUAUAUCUAAAUAGAAUUGUAGAAAUUUUAUAAUUGCCAAGAAAAAAGCUAUAUUGCAAUUAUUUAUAGUCAUGAUUUAUUGAUUUUCUAAACCGAAGUAAAAACAGAAGUCCUUGUCCAAUUGACAAAAGUUUUUGAAAAGAAAUAUAGUAUAUUUGAAUAAAUCUAUCAAUGUUACGGAUGUGUAAAUAAUAAAUAAAAAGGAGUAUGAAUGAAUGGUCGAGAUAAUCUUCAAUAUCAAAAACGUAUUAUACUUGCGAUUUUAGAACAAUGAGUCGAAUAUUGUACGAUUUAACCUUUCGACGCUUAGAAUAAAUUACAAUGUCAUUUAUGUGUUUACGUCGAAACUAUAAGUAUUUGCGCAGCGAAACACGUAAUGUUUUAAUAAUAACUUUAAGUGUAAAAAAAUCCAACUAAGCUGCUGUUCGAAUCAACGGCGUAUAUGUAUAUUCUAUAAGGACGACGUUAUUUUUUUCCAAUUUAUUUCACAUAAAACACCACGUGAUCACAUUGCGGUUUUGUAAAUAUAAAAUUUCAAAAGUAAUGCUCAUGAAAUUCACUAAGGUGCAUUGAGAGGUUAUUAUUAUAAAAUAAUUAUAAAAUAAAAAGAAAAAAAAAUUCGAUGA
This is a messenger RNA of Phymastichus coffea, 4914 nucleotides long. RefSeq names its product gamma-aminobutyric acid receptor subunit beta-like (gene Lcch3). The transcript has 7 exons. The record is from RefSeq and is a predicted model, not a curated record. Gene Ontology annotation, cellular component: membrane; synapse; GABA-A receptor complex. Gene Ontology annotation, biological process: signal transduction; regulation of membrane potential; monoatomic ion transmembrane transport. Gene Ontology annotation, molecular function: neurotransmitter receptor activity; extracellular ligand-gated monoatomic ion channel activity; GABA-A receptor activity. Lineage: Eukaryota; Metazoa; Arthropoda; Insecta; Hymenoptera; Eulophidae. Bases 389 to 1753 code for a protein of 454 amino acids.